Sipha flava (yellow sugarcane aphid) is the source of this 2695-nucleotide messenger RNA. RefSeq lists its product as uncharacterized. The coding region runs from base 1039 to 2334 and encodes 431 amino acids. The transcript has 4 exons. Lineage: Eukaryota; Metazoa; Arthropoda; Insecta; Hemiptera; Aphididae. The record is from RefSeq and is a predicted model, not a curated record.
UAUACAUUAGGUAAAUAUUAUCUGAUAUCACAACUAAAUAGUAAAUAGAGUAGUAUUCUAACUCUAUGGAUUACUGUGAUAUUCUGAUAUUGUAAAGCAAACAUGUGAUUCGCCAUAAUUACGUGCAAAAUAGAAAGUAAAAGUUAGAGUAGCAAUCACUGUUAUUUUCACUGUGAUUUUUUUUUAUCACAGCAGCAAUAUCACAGUGUGAUAAAUAUUUUUCAAAGUUUAACGUCACUAAUCGGCGGGGCAACGCGGUUUCUAAAGUGCGCUACGAUCUACGAGAUAAAAAGGUGUUGUGUUCAACGAUGUAAUAAGAGCACGAUUAAUGUAAAAAUCGUAAUUUAAACCGUAGCACGCGACCUGUCGAUGAGUGGUGGACGAAGAUGAGGGGAUGUGAUAAAUACCUUUUGGAACGUAGCGUAUGUGGACCGCACGACAAUUGGAUGUCCGUCACGUCACGCGCACCGACCGGAGGAGUACGGUGUCGACAUUGCCUACCAGCCGUGUGCCCAUAACUCAACCGUCGUCGCGUACAUUUCAUAUAUUAAUAUGUAGAUCGAAGGCCGUUGACCGCAUCCAUUGUUUUAAAAACGAUCCGCACACGUCAUAUGGGUUUCGGGUAACAUGGGCGACGGACGAGCGUACGAAUAUCGUACGUUGUAACGUGCGCGUACCGCAGCCGAUGUAUUUUUAUUAUUAUUAUUAUUAUUAUCAUCAGGACGAUUCCGUGUUAUCGUCGUAUUCACAUCACGUUCAUCGCGGUGCCGUUGCCAAGAAAAAAACGUAAACAGCACAACACAACAACCAAGCCCGUACCGAUACUGCCCGCCCACGUUUCGCGACGUUUACCGUCCGACAGAGAUAUGGGGAAUCGAUGAUACCGUGUUGUGUCCACGUGGCGUUAUUCUCUGAACGGAUGCACUUAUAAGAUUGCGUCUCGCGAUUGUUGUGCGCGCAAGAAUCGCUUCGUAUCGCGCUUAACGACCAGAUCCUCCGCGAAGACCGACGGUAAAUAAAUACCGGCGACAGAACGAAAUGAUACGCGAAGACCGGCGGCCGAAGACGUGGUCACUGCUCGCAUUCGCCGCCGUAUUCUCGCUGCCUACCGGCUCCGGUGCAGACGAUCCCUGGUCGGACGGGAUGGCGACCGUGAUGUGCGCCGACAGGCCUUGGUCACGGCCGAUCCACGUAGACCACGCGCGUAUCGUCGACGCACCCUUGGGCUCGGCCGUCCGUCUGUCGUGUCACUACUGCGGCGAAAACAACCCGGUUGAUCCUAGGUUUUGGUACACAUCACCCAGACAUGGUGACGGCGGCCUGCUGCGUUCCACCCGGAAAGAAGUCAUGCUGGGCAUGGCCGACCCAUUGGAAUCGAACCGGGUGCAUAUGACGUUCGAUCAUUCGUUGGUCAUCCGGGACCUGAGGUCGUCCGACUUGGGCCGGUACACUUGUUCCGGUUCCGGGGCGGACGAAAACGUGCAGUUCGCUCUCGACCUGCUUCCGGUGACGGCACCGGAAAGGCUAGUGGCAGCCGAAAACGCAUCGGCUGAUUCGAUGGCCGGAUGGACACAUUACGAGUCGCAGUACCUGACAUCGGUGGCCAAGGGGUAUCCACGACAAGUGCAGGAAAUGGGUGCCGACUGGGACGCGUGGGGCCCGUGCGACGGAUGUACGAGCAAACGGUACCGGAGGGCCGCCUGUCGGGUCCGAUUCGUCGAUGGCACGCGUGUGGCUUGCAGAUCGGUCGUCGGUUUACCCGCAAUCGUUUCACCCGCUUUGGCCGCGGUACUGUCAUUGGUCCCUGAUUUUACGCUAUCCGAGACGUGUUAUGCUUUUUGCCAAAAUUCCAACAAACACCAUUUGCCAAAGUACAGGAACACUUUCGUGCCGGAGGAAGGAUCCAGUCUCACGUUGGUGUGCGCCGAAGCGACGACGGACACGAAGGUGACAUGGAGGAGGGACGGACUUCUGUUGACCGAAUCGGACAUGGACGUAGUGUCCGGAGUGCUGCUGGAUAAAUUCGGUACGUUGAGCUUGGUGCAGGUCACGGCCGGCGAUUCCGGCAAUUACACGUGUUACGUUGACGGGCACCGGAUGCAAGAGGUAAUGGUGGCCGUCCGCAAGUCGUCGGUGCUCGGGUCGGAGGAGUUCGUUCGACACACGGGCUACUUGUUCUUCGUGUUCGGGCUGAACUUCGUCGUUUUCGUCGUUCGGAUUUACUACGCUCUGCUGGACCGCCACGCGUUCGUCGAGAUCACGGAAGACGACGUUUUGAAAGAGGCUGACGAAAUCCCCAUCGCUUACUUGGGGAAAACAAUACGAGUCCGUUAAAUAUCGUCACAUCGCUCGUCACAAUAACAACUAUACAUGCCUACGCACGUACAUCAUAUGCGUGUGUGUGUGCGUGUCGUGUCACUCUCAUUUUGUUCAUUUAUUAACCCUUUGUAGACCAACAUUAAAUGGUGAUAGAAAUUUGAUUUUUUUUUUGCACCUUUAUAAAUUAUUAUUUUUUUGAUGAAUUUAGAAAUUAAGAAAUUUGAAAUUGGAGGUUUUUUAAUAUUUUUUUAAGGAGUGGGACAAAUAAGUCCCAUUGGUCAUUUAAGGACUAUACUUAAAAGUCCCUAUGGUCCGUUACGACACUACUAUUUUCUUAUUCCCUAUGAUAAAUAAGUAAUAAUUAGUUAAAAUUUAA